AUGACGGCUCUAAAGAUUGUUGGGAAUGAUGCUACAUUAUUUCCUAUUGUUGCUCGAAUUCUUGAUUCGAUGCAUAACUUGGUGGAUCCUAAAAAUCAAUUGCCUGUGCAGUAUUUGGCUUCAAUCGAUUCUACUCCAACGCGUGUUCUUCCAGAAAAGGUUUCUCAAAAAGUAAUAGAAGGACCAUCGAAAGGAUCUAAGGCUCAAAAUACUAAGAAAAAAGCAGAAAAGCCAAAAGAAGGACAUAAGGCGUUUGUUAAAGAAACAAUACCCAUGAAGACUAGUAAAGGGGUACUCAAACGAAUCAUGAAACCAUCAAAGAAAACUUCUGAUUUUGCAACCACGAAACCUACUCAAGAGCCAGACCCGGUUGUCAAGACUGAUAAGUGA
Molecule: messenger RNA, 390 nt
Organism: Lactuca virosa
Lineage: Eukaryota; Viridiplantae; Streptophyta; Magnoliopsida; Asterales; Asteraceae
Source: the annotation of a GenBank genome assembly